Molecule: messenger RNA, 3393 nt
Organism: Dunckerocampus dactyliophorus (ringed pipefish)
Lineage: Eukaryota; Metazoa; Chordata; Actinopteri; Syngnathiformes; Syngnathidae
Gene: gpr17
Product: G protein-coupled receptor 17
Exons: 2
Coding region: 320-1339 (339 amino acids)
Biological process (GO): positive regulation of Rho protein signal transduction; phospholipase C-activating G protein-coupled receptor signaling pathway
Cellular component (GO): membrane
Molecular function (GO): G protein-coupled receptor activity
Source: RefSeq, a predicted model, not a curated record
AGCCGCUUACCCUGACUCGGGCUAUUGUGAAGCACACAAGUGGCUCACUGAAGAGAGGGAGGCGAGGAAGAAAGGGUGGGGUCAAGGUUCAAGCCAAAGUCUCCCGUCGAGACUCCCUCCCUGUUAUCAAAUUUGUUGAGACACAAAAAGAGCUUCAGUCUCAUUGGAGAGAACAUCUUGAGGGAGAAAGAGAGAGGAGAGGUGAGAGGACCGCGCUCUUUGUCUAGCAGGGGCCCCCGUCUUGUCGUCCAGGCUCCAGGCGCUGCUCUGCUCCGCUGCACCAACCAACUUUUUUCCUUCAACAAUCUCUGAAACAAAGAUGGAGUCGGCAACCACAGAGCUGCCCGUCCUGUUGUCCAAUCAGUCUUCACAAAGCUGUGCGCCGGCAGAGUCGACGACAGAGAACAUCCUAUUUGGAAGCUUCUACAUCCUCGUCUUCUUCCUGGCGCUCAACGGCAACAGCCUAGCUCUCUGGAUCUUCUCCCGCCAGCGCGGCACGUCUUCUCCCGCCAACAUCUUCCUGACUCACCUGGCGGUGGCCGACCUGUCGUACGUCGUCAUCCUCCCUCUGAGGGCCACCUACCACCUCACCGGGGGCCACUGGCCGUUCGGGGAGGUGCCCUGUCGACUGGCGGGCUUCUUGUUUUAUGUCAACAUGUACGCCAGCUUGUACUUCCUGGCCUGCGUGGCGGGGGACCGCUACCUGGCGGUGGUCCAUGCCGUGAGGUCGCUGAAGGUUCGUCGUGCUCGCUACGCGCACAUUAUCAGCUUUAGCCUUUGGGCGCUGGUCACCAUCUCCAUGGCGCCCCUGCUGGUGACGCACCAGACGGCGGAGGUGGACGGCACCACGGUGUGUUUGCAGCUUUACCGAGAGAAAGCGUCUCGUAACGCGCUCAUCUCGCUCGCCUUGGCCUUCACGCCGCCCUUCCUGGCCACACUGUCCUGCUACCUGCUCAUCAUUCGCAGUCUUCACCAGGGCUCCAGGUUAGAGCCCACCCUCAAGCUGAGGGCGCUGCGCACCAUCGGCCUGGUCAUGCUCAUUUACGUGGUGUGCUUCCUGCCGUAUCACGUGAGCCGGGCCACCUUCAUCCUGGGCUACAGCCACCCGGACGUGUCCUGUCAGACCCGCAGAGGCCUCAGUCUGGCCAACCGCCUCACUUCCCUGUUCACCUGCCUCAACGGCGCCAUGGACCCGCUCAUCUACCUGUUCGGGGCCGAGAAAUUUCGAGGGACUCUGAUGCGACUGUUUUGCAAAGACAAGGCGGCAGCGUCGGGGGCCACCAGCGGGGAGUUGAAAGGAACUCAUGAGAGUUCUCUGAGUGCCAAAUCGGAAUUUUGAACUUGGGGAAUCUAAAUGGUUGGCAAAAUGCUUUGCGAAUGCAGCUACAUGUGUUCCAAACAGGGACCAGUUGUUCACGAUGAUGCCUUAGCCUGAUCUGAAAGGCCUUUUUUGUGUCCACAGCCUCUUUCACACAGAUUCUACAAAAAGCGUAACAUUUAUCCGCCUGUGCCUUUCACACAGAAUCCAGCAAACUCCUGAUGCCACUUUCCACUAUUUCCUUUUCAGCGGCCACCAUCUUGCUUCUGUUACGCCUUUGAUAGUACCACUAAAGGCGCCAAAAUCAUUUGUAGACUACAGCAAUCCCCAUUCCGUGUUGGUGCUUUUCAUACAGAAAAGCAACAGAAAAUUCCAUUGCAGCAAUGACCCAAAAAGUGCUUUAUUUUAGUACGAGGUGAUAAAAAAGAAAUAUGUACAAGAAAUAAUAUUGUAUUUGUGCUUACUGUGUUUGUAUCAAUCCACAUGCUGUGUGUGUACUAAUUAACCGUGUUACCUUAGCUUAGUUGGUUAGUUUCAUGCCUAAACAAAAAAAGUAUGAAAUGAGUCUGUGAAUUUGGAAAUGCGCUUUUUUCAGGCCAAAUAACUGCUGGAAGCUGUUUUCAACUGCAAGGAAAUGUUAAGCGGUGGCUGUGCCAAGUUGAGUAGGUCAGGCGCUAACAGUGAAUUUGUACCUUUAGGGGUAAAAGCACCAGAGGUGUGGACUCGAGUCUGACUCAAGUCACAGUUUUGAUCACUUGCAACGUGACUUGGACUUUGACAUCAGUGACUCAGGACUUGACUCGGACUUUAGUCAGUCGACUUGAAAAUACUUGACAUUUUCAUUCAAUGUGUUGAGUAAAAUGUGUCCCUCAAAGUAUUCAACUAACGUGACCGUUAUUUUCAUUUUCAGCAAGACAGCAAAUCUUCCCCUUGAAUCUGCAUCAUUGAAUGCAUCAAUUAACGUCCAAUCAGGUUUAAGAACAAUGAGGGUGUGCAUUACAUGAAUCCUGAGUGCUAAAUGUCAGCAUUCUUUUUCUAUCUAACUAGGUCUGGUCACACUGGUCUCAUUUUAUAUAUAUAUAUAUAAAAAAAAAAUUCUAAAUGCAUUAAUUGCAUUUGUCAAAUGUAGUAGAUUGUUGCAUUGUUAAAAUGGCAUUUUAUUUGAGAGACUACACAGACUCAAAUUUCAAGGCCAUGACUUGACAUGAGAUGAAAGACUUUAGGCUUACUUGAGACUUGCAAAACACUGACUUGCUCUCACCGCUGACAAUUACUGUACUAAGGGUCUGCUUUUAUACUCUUGAUAAUUGUUUUUCACAGUUUUUGUUUUAUUUUCUUUUUUACCUAGAAAUGUGGGCACUAGCAUUGAAUAAUCACAGCUGCCAUUUUGACAUCAAUUUAAUUUAAAGUACUGACAGACCUUUCUGAAAACAUCAAACACUGUGGAGCUACUUCAGCAGAUGCUACAAUAUUAAGUAAAAAUAAGAAAUACACUAUACUCACCUAAACUGCUGCUCUAUUUUGUAGUUUGUUUGUUUUGUUUUAAUGCUAACUGUACCGUCUGCCCUUUUGUAUUUUAGCUUUCCAUUAGCUGUUGGAUACAAAAAAAAAAGCCACAAAAUCACUGCAAAUGUAUUUUAGCUUGCUAGCUUGAGAUGUGUUUGCUAGUUCUGCUCAGUGGCCUCAGUUGACCGGCCAAUCAGAAUCAUUUUCCUGCCCGUCAACACAGGGCUGAAGUCUGAUUGGACGAAGGGUCUGUUUUGAACUUCUUUUUAUCUGGCAACAAAGAUAAAUCACCAAUCACCAAUGUGUUAUGUGAGCAUAUUAGCGCGUUAGCAUCUAGCUAAACGUACAACAUCACAGAGGCACUAGAUUAAGUAUUAUUAAGUAUACUUGUAUAUAUCUGACUGUAUCUAUUGCCAGUAUUACUUUGUGCUUGACAAAUCCUCAUUGUACAUACUGUAUAAUAAUUGCAUGUAUUUUUUUGUUACAUUUGUAUGAUAUUGCACUUCUGCAUGACAACUAACACACUUAUUUUACUGUGGGCCCUUGGCAACAACAAUAAACAUACUGCU